Caenorhabditis bovis is the source of this 2214-nucleotide messenger RNA. NCBI's taxonomy places the organism in Eukaryota, Metazoa, Nematoda, Chromadorea, Rhabditida, Rhabditidae. The record is from the annotation of a GenBank genome assembly.
AUGUUUUGGAGUCAACCAGAAGAUGAAAACUCGCUUGUGAAGUUGCUAAACACAUCGAACUUUACUUUAGAAGAGGUUCUACUUAAUGAAUAUGUUGUUCAAGAGUCGCGAUAUUGCAGAGAAUCGCUCAUAAAUUUCAUAACGAAAAAGGAAAAUAUUAUCAAACUGGUGCAGCUGAGCUUGUGUCCAGAUGUUGACCCAAAUCUUCCAGUAAAACAACAAUACAGGCUUUCAUUCAUUGCUUCCGAAAUUCUCACUGUACGAGGGUCAGACGUUUACCAACACGUCAUCGUUACGUGUGAUGAAACGAAGAAAGUUUUGGUUGAUUUUCUAAAUAGCAAGGAGCCAUUGAAUCAUUUAGUGGCCGGAUUCUUUGCCAAAAUAAUGGAAUGUUUGCUUUCAAAGCAAUUUGACGCGACAUACGCCAUCAUUAGAGAUACACCAUUUUUCGACAAAUGUAUUCAAAAUAUCCAUCUUGGGGCUAUUGAAUGCCUUCUCGAAAAUCUUCUUCGAAUUCCAUCAUCGAUUGAUAACAUGAAUGUAUUGAAGCAGUGGAUGAUCGAUGACAAUCUUUUCGAUAAAAUUUUGGACCGUAUCAAUGAAAAUACAUCGGACGACGAUAACGAAUGUCUCUCAGAGGUUUACAGCGAAAUUGUCAAGGAAAUUCGUGAUAAGCUUUAUGUAUUAGAAAACAAAGACGAUCCACUACACGAUCUUAUGAUGUCUGAGGAUCUCAUUAGAAAGAUUGUCGAUAAAAUUGCCAUCGAUGAAUCCUGCGCUGACGACAAUAUCAUGAAAAAGUCUGCCACUAUUAGAGCUGCUUCAAAAAUAAUGGAUACUAUGAUUCGCACAAACUUUGUUCUCAAUGCACCAUCGCAUUUGAUAGAUGAGGAAAUGAGGCAAGAAUUGGACGAUCGCCACAGUGGAAGCAUUUCGACAAGGCAUUUAGAAAAUAACGUGGAAAAUUUUGAAGUUGUUUAUCAGCCGGAUCCAGAUCGGAUUGCUGAAACAAUUCUGGCCGAACGAAUUCUUCCUGUUUUUCAAGUUGCCAAAAGAUGCAUCGAACUAAAAUCUCCCGCUUGGCAACAGCUGAUGGAAUUACUUGUAGCGAUUUGCAACACAAACCAUACGCCAACACAUGAGAAAUUACUUUCCGCCUUCAUAAAGCUUCCAAUAGUCGGGUUCGUAGAGAUUGCCAAAAAAAAUCCGAAAAUGUCUGUUCUUCAUGCACUAGUCGAAAAAAUGUUUGUGUAUAUUCUAUACUCGAAAGUUGAUAAAAAGACAUUAUCUCCUAUUGCCGAGUACCUUUUGAAGGAUGCCUCGUUCAUUGAAGCAAUCUAUGGAACGAUGUUCUUCAGUAAGCCUAUGCCCAGUUUAAUCGAACAGUGCGGUCUCCGAGCAUUCAAUAUGAAUCUCGCUCAAGCUGUUUAUAAAUCAAGCAUGUGCGCUCCAAUGGCGUCGGCAAUUCAAGCGCUGGUUCAGAAAAAGACCCUCUGGGAAGAGAUAAGCGAUUCGAUCAAGGAAUAUAACUCGCAUCAUCGUCCUUUCAAUCCGCCUCACGACAACAACGAAUCAAAUUUAACGAGUAAUCCUGGGUUUGAUUCGGACGAUAGAGAUUUUCUUAAUGACAGCGAAGAAUGGAAAGAUGCUUCGCAAUUUCUCGCCUUGAACCCGCCGCAAAAACCAUUUGGAGCAAGUUCUACAUCCGACGCUGACAAAUUCAACUUCAGCUUGGAUCGGUUUCCUAAUGAAAUCGAUAGUGGGCCAUUUGAUGAUACCCCAGAUGAAGAUGAAUUCCGAAAACUGUGCUCACAACGUGCGAACUCGUCAUCGUGCUCAUUGAACAACUCAAACAUUUCGCAAGAUUCGAACAACUCGUGCAGUGGUUGGCCUGGACUCCCAACAGAAAAUAACAAAGGAGUCGCUAAUGCAUUUGAGAAAACCGGGGAAUUUUUAUGGCCGAAUAAGUUAAAAGAAGAUGUUGGGAGAAGCUCCAAUUCAAAUGAUUCUUGGGCCGAUUUCUCAACACUUCCAGCGUCUUCAACAGGAGCCACAGUAGUUAAUGUACAAUGGCCUGGUGCUGAUCAACCAGAAAAAGGGGAGAGCUCGGACUGGCCACUAAGCAAUUCGCACGAUUUCAAACCAUCUGAUCCAUUAACCGUAGGAUUUGUCUCUGGAAUCUCGCACAAUCUCGAGGACACGAGCGAUGCUUAG